This is a messenger RNA of Dreissena polymorpha, 5402 nucleotides long. Its product is annotated as myosin-VIIa-like. The coding region runs from base 1 to 2061 and encodes 686 amino acids. Lineage: Eukaryota; Metazoa; Mollusca; Bivalvia; Myida; Dreissenidae. Gene Ontology annotation, cellular component: cytoskeleton. Gene Ontology annotation, molecular function: DNA binding. The record is from RefSeq and is a predicted model, not a curated record. The transcript has 21 exons.
AUGGGAACCACUUUCACCACGGGCCAACUGAAGACGCUUGAAGGCGCAUUUCAACAAGCGCCUUACCCGGACAUCAUUGUCAGAGAGGCUCUUGCACGGCAACUUAUGCUGGACGAAACGAGGGUGCAGAUUUGGUUCCAAACCGACGGGCAAAGUGGCGGGAAAGGGGCAACCGUCAAACAGGAGAUUUCACUAGAUGGUAAGCCAUAUACCCUGGAGGAGUACAGUACAGUCUGGACCCACCUCAGUAAGCCAUAUUACACUGGAGGAGUACAGUCUGGACCACUUCAGAACCUGUUUAUACAAUCUACUGACCCCAACAUGCUGUCCCAGACGGUGGGGGAGUGGUACCAGAGCCUUCAGGAAGCCAUAUACCCUGGAGGAGUACAGUCUGGACCACUUCAGGUAAGCCUUAUACCCUUGAGGAGUACAGUCUGGACCACUUCAGGUAAGCCAUAUACCCUGGAGGAGCACAGUAUGGACCACUUCUCAGGUAGAGCAUAUACCCUGGAGGAGCACAGUCUUGACCAGCUUCCGAAGCUAUAUACCCUGGAGGAGCACAGUCUUGACCACUUCAGACCGCCCCCUAAGCGGACCCUUACAAAGACCCUAUCGACGGCCCGCAAGCGCAACCCGGACCAGCUGUGGCGCUACUCCAAGGACCCCCUAAAACAGCCCUUGCUCAAGAAGCUGAUUGGUCGAGAGGAAGUCAGCCAGGAGGCCUGCCUGUGCUUCCUAGAUAUCCUUUCAUACAUGGGAGACCAUCCCUUCCAACGUGCUGCUGGACGAAUAGCCAACGAGCUGACAGACCAGAUAUUUGAACCACCACUUAGAACCGAACUGCUUAGAGAUGAAAUCUUCUGUCAGAUCAUCAAGCAGCUUACUGACAACAGGAACAGGUUAAGUGAGGAGCGCGGCUGGGAGUUGAUGUGGCUGGUUGACAGGAUGUUUUCGCUCCCUCCACCAACCUCCUCAAGGAGGGUCAUGCACUUCCUGGGCUCAAGACGGAACCAGAUCGCUCAUGACUGCGUACAGCGUCUACAGAAAACACUCAGGAAUGGUACACGAAAGUAUCCGCCACACCAGGUUGAAGUAGAGGCUAUUCAGCACAAGACAACACAGAUCCUGCACAAAGUCUACUUUCCUGAUGAUUCAGAUGAGGCCUUUGAGGUGGAGUCCAGUACACGUGCUAAGGACUUCUGUUUGAAUAUCGCAAACAAGCUUGGGUUGAAAUCACAUGAAGGCUUCAGCCUCUUUGUGAAAAUUUCUGACAAAGUGAUCAGCGUCCCGGAGGGAGAUUUCUUCUUUGACUUUGUGCGUCACCUGAUUGACUGGAUCAGGAAAGCCAGGGCUACCAGGGAUGGCCCCACUCCCCAGUUCACAUACCAAGUGUUCUUCAUGAAGAAGCUGUGGACCAACCUGAUCCCCGGCAAGGACAUGAACGCCGACCUGAUCUUCCACUACCACCAGGAGCUGCCUAAGCUUCUCCGUGGCUACCACAAGUGCAGUCGUGAAGAGGCAGUGCGGUUGGCCGCCCUGAUUUACCGCGUGAAGUUCGGCGAGGACAAAACUGGCCUCGUGAAUCUAGUGAAGAUGUUGAGAGAGUUGAUUCCCGCAGAUCUUACCAAGGCUCAGUCACCUGACGACUGGAAGAGGGGCAUAUUAAGCCAGUACAACGCUGAUGCAGGCAUGACUCAAGACAACGCCAAAAUUGAAUUCCUUAAAGUGAUCUACUUGUGGCCAACAUUUGGCUCGGCCUUCUUUGAAGUGAAGCAAACGACAGAUUCCAGUUACCCAGAAAUCCUCCUGAUCGCCAUCAACAAGAACGGGGUCAACUUGAUCCACCCCCAGACAAAGGACAUAUUGGCCACUCAUCCAUUCACAAAGAUCUCCAACUGGAGCAGUGGUAACACGUAUUUCCACAUGACCAUCGGUAACCUGCUCCGUGGCAGCAAACUGCUCUGUGAAACAUCCCUGGGAUACAAAAUGGACGAUCUACUGACCUCGUACAUUAGCCUGAUGUUGACAAACAUGAACAAGCCCCCAGGGGGUCGACGAUAGGACCCGCCCACAGUCCUGUGAACAAGCCGGGAGCCGGUCGACAAUAGAACCCGCCCACAGUCCAGGCUGGUUCAGGGCAGGUGUUAUACUGAAUUGUGUUAAAGGGAUGACAUAGGACUUUGCUUCUUUACAGAACAUUUGUAUAAAUAUGUUGACAUAGGACAUUUCUAGGUUUUGAUUAAAACUGAAUGGUAUGAAUAUGGUUAGAUAGUACUAACUUCAGAAGAAAUAGAGCUUUUUGAUUAUUUGAAGAUUGUUACUUUUGUUGGCUAUGUGUGACAUGCAUAAUUCAUAAUUUGAUUUUCACCUUAUUCAACAUGCAGAGCUUGGUCUUACUGGCUUUCAUGAUUGUAUUUUCAAUAAAGGGUUAAAUGUCAAGGAUAAGGAAAUAGUAAAACACAGUUUAUAUUCAGAUCCAUAAAUAUGCUCAUAAGCAAUUGCAUAGUUCAUAAAAAUCGAACUCCUAAAUAUCUUACAUGUUAUAUUUGUUAUUAUUUCUGCAUAAUGUCUUGAAAAAUACUUGGUAAAUGUUGAGUGAUGGUUUAUAAAUUGUUUUACAUUCUUUGAUAAAAUUAUAGACCAUUACAUGCAUAGACACUAUUGUAAAGUAUUUAAUCUUUAUUGUUACAUUUUUAGGUUGUCAAAUGUUUUCAUCUUGUCGUUAAUUAUAAAAUAAGUGGUUGUGAAAUUAUAUACAUGCAAUUGCAUACUGUUAACUUUACAUUGUUGAAAUAUUUACCUUGAACUAUAAAGUAUAGUAAUGUGUGCAUGUUCACGUUCUUAAAAGGUUACAAUAUACAUUGGUAUACAGUAAUAUACAGAUACAAUAUUGGUAUACAAUAAUAUACAGAUACAUUAUUGAAAAACUAAAUAUUUAUAAGGGCAAUGUACAGAUUCUUUUAUAAUGAUUCUUGUGUCUCAUUUACACCUUUGACUCUAAAAUGUUUGUCUCACAAAAUGUGGAGUUCAAAGUUUGAUUGAGCCCUGUUUAAUCUUUGUCUCAGUUGUUGAAAUGCAACAUGUACAAUAAGCGCAUAAUGCCUGCUGAAAUAUUAAUAUUUUUUCUCUUAUUGUUGUUAAAAUUUGUACAUAGAAACACUGUUUUUAAUAAAUAAAUAAUGCUACAAUAAGAUUUGCCCUGACUAGAUACUAUUGUUGUUUAUCUUGCAUAAUAUAUUGUGUAGCCAAUGCUGUUUUAACACAAAACCCAUAUAUAAUUAACACUUGUGGCAUCAGAUAAUGUCAUAUGACACUAUAUUAACAAUAUAUAUUAACAAAGUCGAUCAUAGAAAAGUAUGUAUAAAUAUUAUAUCUACUUAAAUUAAUAUUGUUGUUCAAAACAACACUUAUUCUACAUACUUUUUAAUACACAUUGUCUUAAUUAUUUAAGUGCAUACGUUUUAGGACGCCUAAAUAUGUGUAACUUUUUUGGAAAAUAUGAGGUUUAUAUUGAAGGAGUUCCAUAAUAAAUAUAUAUAUAUAUAAUGUAUGUUUAAGUAUUUAUAUUUGAAAUAUUUUGCUACCAUUCCAUUUAACCUUGACCAGUGAAUUGCUGCAAAUUACUUUAUAAUUCCAUUUUUUUCUGAAAGAUUUAUGUUAUUUGAUGUUGUUGUUAACAAUCAUUUUACUUAUCGUGUCAAUUCCUAGCGGCUCAAACAUGUUAUUUCUACUUAUAUUUAUUUUUAACACAACCAAAAGCUCAUUGCAAAAAGUCCCAAACAAAGAACUGAACAUACAUUCCAUUUGUAUAUGUGCAUGGCAUGUGAUUGAACUUUUAUUAUAAUGUGCUAAAAUGAAAAUUCCAUUUAAAACAUUGACAUUCUUUGAUUUGUAAACAUGAUAGGACUUUUGAUAUGUAAUUUUAUGAUAUACGAACAUUGUUCAUGCACGAUGAUAAUAUUUCAUAUUAUGUGUAAUACAUUUGUUCAUGCCAAAAAUGUAACAUGAUUAUGUGACAUUUAAUAUUUGUAUAUGAUUCUUUUUUGCUGAACUAGAUUUGUUCAUUUACUUAAAAAAUAAUGCAUAAUUUCUUUAAUUGUGUUAUGUAAGUGUAUUCACAUACAUGUUUGUGUUUGCAAAUGUAAAAGUAAAAUUUGUUCCUAUGCAGAAGAGAGAAAUAAUUUUUAAUAUAUGUAGAUAAUAUAAAAAAUUAGUUUAUCAAAUUUUAUUAAUAAUCCGUUGCUUGAUUGAAAGCGAUAUUUUUUGGAGCAAAACUCAUAACAGUAGAACGGAGGAACCUGUGAGUGUUGUUUUGGAAAAAAGCCAUUUAAAGAAAGCAUCAUUGUAUUUACAAGUACGCUUUAACUCUUUCAGUGCUGGAACCGAAUUUUGAAGGCCUUUGCAAACAGUUUGGAUCCAGAUGAGACGCCACAGAACGUGGUGUCUCAUCAGGAUCCAAACUGUUUGCUAUUCUUAUAGUAUUCUUUGGAAAAAAUUGAAGAAAAUGCUAAUUUAAGAAAUUCAGCAGACAACAUUUUGGCAGAGGACAAAUUUCCCAGCAUGCAAGGGGUUAAAAAAGAUCCAGUACAUAAUUGUUCACCAAUUCAGCUUCUUAUGGUACCGGGCCACGUCUUUUUUGUUUAUAAUAUUAAUUGUAUAUUUAUGUGUUGGGUUUUGUUUUCACUGAAGAUUGUAUGUCUCAAUGUAUUGAAACAUAUUUUCAUCAUUAUUUUAGUGUUGGAAGUUGCAUGUAUAUAUACUUAUUAAUCACACCAUUGGCAUAUUUAUUUAGAUACUUUAAAGCCAACGUUGGCUAUGUUGUUGUUUGUUCUUUCAUUGCUUAGUUAUUUUGACUUGAGUUAAGAGUUUAUAUGGAUUGUUUUGUACCAUUUUUUGUGUAUGCUAGUUGAUGAACUAUGAGUGAAUUUUUGCACACUUUUGUACAAGUUACUGUACACAUUUACUGAAGUUAGAAAGAACGAUAUCUUCUAAGUAAUAAAAUUGUGUACUUUUAGUCAUACAUGACAAAACAUGAAAAAAGACAUAUUUGAUUUCUGCAUAACUGACUGUUCAAUAAUAUUUAAUUGACAAUGUGUUAAGGUCCACAGAAAACCUGGAUGUCGCAGUUUAAACAGUUUUGUUAUAAGAUCCCUUAUUUUGUUACUUCACACUGGUAUAUGUACUGUAUAUGCUAGAACGUUUGGGUCCGUCAUACUGUGAAAUCAUUCCAAGCUGUAAUAGAGAAAUUGUUCAUUUCCCGUUGUCAGUAUUUGGACAUUCCAAUGUGGACAUUGUACCUUAUCUUUGUAAACUUAUUUGUUUGUAGAGAUGUGAAUGAUUUUUGCAUAUAUACAUAUAAUUGUGUUGUUUAUAUACAAGGCAAUAAACUAUACCUUCUGGAA